Molecule: messenger RNA, 988 nt
Organism: Saccostrea echinata
Lineage: Eukaryota; Metazoa; Mollusca; Bivalvia; Ostreida; Ostreidae
Product: interferon-induced protein 44-like
Exons: 8
Coding region: 77-973 (298 amino acids)
Source: RefSeq, a predicted model, not a curated record
CUGGAUUCAAAAGCGGGCGGAGGAAUACAUAGCCCAGCAUAUUGAAGAACGGGAGAGGAAAAAAGCUGAAGAAAACAUGCAAAAAUAUUUAGAGCCACUCAAGAAGCCGUGGCGAAUGAUCUCAGCCGAAGUUGAUGAUCCAUGGACUUCACAGUUCAAAGAACAACUUAUGGAGAAAAUCGUAAACCUGGAGCCAGCUGCUGGGAUCAACUAUUUUAAUAUUUUGCUUCUUGGACAAGCUGCAUCCGGAAAGUCGUCUUUUCUCAAUACAUGCGCUACUGCAAUAGAGGACAAUAAUAGACUGAUAACCCUCAGUCAAGUUUAUCAGAAGGCUUCCAAGAGUGUGACUACGUCACUUGAAGUUUUCCCGCUUCAUACCAGGAAUGGACAGAUUCUUCCACUCCGGCUGUUUGAUUGCAGAGGACUUAAUGUAGAACACGGUGUACCCACAGAAGACGUCAUGCUGAUCGUCAAGGGACACGUACGGAACGGGUAUGAGAUUAAUCCAGAAGUUUCUAUCAAGAAGGAAAACCCAAAAUAUAGAGAAAUUGCGGAACUGAAGGACCGUAUGCAUUGUGUGGUUUAUGUUACUAAUGCUGAGAAUCCGUCAGAACAACUGACCGAUCCCAAAACGGAGGAGCAGCUUAGAUUUGUCCGGGAAACGAUCGCCUCUGACCAUGUACCACAAAUAGUCCUCUUCAGUAAGAUUGACAAACUCCGCAUUUCCAAUAAGGAUGAUUUGCGGGAUGUUUUCAGAAGUCAGGGCGUUAGGGAUACCUGCUACAAGGCUGCAGAAUACAUGCAGAUCCCGUUGAUGAAUGUCCUACCAAUGUCAAACUACCACGAGGAAAACUUGCCCACUCUAGAGAAGGAUAUCCUAGCACUAUUUUAUUUAUUGACCAUGAUGCAGAGAGCCAACGAUUUUGUAUCAAACUGUGCUAAAGUAAACGUUCCUGAGGAAUUUUAUGAUUAAUUCUGUUUUUAAAAA